AUGAUGAUGAUGAUGAACUCCACUCAGGUUUCAUAUUUCACUCUCUCUGCUUACUUUGACACUGGAGCUUUUACAUAUCUAUAUUUCCUCAUCAUUUUGUCUUUAUACAUGUUGAUAGUUGGUUCCAAUGUGUUUCUCAUUGUGGUUAUCUGCAUGAACAGAAGCUUACAUGAACCUAUGUACCUUUUCCUGUGCAGCCUGUUUGUAAAUGAACUGUAUGGUAGUACAGGGUUGUUUCCAUUCCUUCUGCUUCAGAUCCUCUCUGACAUUCACACUAUUUCUAAACCUUUUUGCUACCUGCAGAAUUUCAUGUUAUACUCAUAUGGAGGUGUUGAGUUUCUAAACUUAGCCAUCAUGUCUUAUGACAGGUAUCUUGCUAUCUGUUAUCCUCUGCAGUAUAACACACGGAUGACAUUUAACAAAAUUGCCAUGCUCAUUGCAGUAACGUGGUUAAUACCUUUGCUGCUGUGUGUUGUGAUGACAUCAUUGACUAACUCUUUACAGCUGUGUGGGAACAUUAUAGAGAAAGUGUACUGUGAUAACUACUCUAUAGUCAAACUGGCCUGCUUUGACAUCACCAUCAAUAACAUCUAUGGACUCUUUAUUACCUCGCUCACAAUCCUUUGCCCUCUCAUUUUAAUUUUUUACACUUACAUGAAGAUUUUAAAGAUUUGUUUCUCAGGUUGUAAACAGAGCCGACAGAAAGCCGUCAGCACCUGCACGCCUCACCUCGCCUCGCUGCUCAACUUCUCAUGUGGAGCGAGUUUUGAAGUAGUGCAGAGCAGGUUUAAUAUGAGCAAUGUGCCCAAUAUUCUUCGUAUUGUUUUGUCAUUAUAUUGGCUCACAUGUCAGCCGCUCUUUAACCCUUUACUGUACGGCCUGAAUAUGUCAAAAAUCCGUAUGGUAUGUAAAAGUUUUGUCUUUGCUAAUAUGUAG
Molecule: messenger RNA, 936 nt
Organism: Scomber scombrus (Atlantic mackerel)
Lineage: Eukaryota; Metazoa; Chordata; Actinopteri; Scombriformes; Scombridae
Product: olfactory receptor 10A6-like
Exons: 1
Coding region: 1-936 (311 amino acids)
Biological process (GO): G protein-coupled receptor signaling pathway
Cellular component (GO): membrane
Molecular function (GO): G protein-coupled receptor activity; olfactory receptor activity
Source: RefSeq, a predicted model, not a curated record